AUGCCGCCUAAUAUUCCCCCAAUUUUACCCGUCGAGGAAAAAAAAGAAUCCGAAAACAUUAAUUCUUUUGCCGAGAGAAAAAAUCCCGAGUCGGCGGGUGAGAAAAUUUCCCUAAAACCCCGUGACUCAGUGGAGCUCUCCCCGGAAUCACCGAACGAGCCAUUGCCGGAGGUAUCGGAGGAUAGCGGGAGGGAGAGGCUGAAGAGGCACCGGGUCGAGAUGGCGGGUCGGGUCUGGAUACCGGAUAUGUGGGGCCAAGAGGGUUUUCUCAAGGAUUGGGUCGAUUGCGCAGCUUUUGACGCGUCCUUGGUGAAUAGCAGCAUUUUGUCGGCGAGAGAUUCUUUGGUGGAGGAAGGAAGGAGGGCAAACUCCACCCGAUUGAGAGUACAGAAUGGGUUCAGAACCCUUUCUUCUUCGUUUGAAAUCUCGCCCACAUCAGAGAAAUUCGAGCAAAAAAUUCCUCCCCAACGCUGCCUUUACUCGGUCGCCGUCGCACCAGUGGCGCUUCGCCGGUGUUUUUCUCUUCAGCCCUUGUUCGGUCUGCGCAGCACCUCGCGGCUCAGUCCACGAAGUUCGACCAUUCUCGUGGCGGCGUAUUGCACUGACGAGUCCCACACCCAGCAGAUCCAAGCCGAUCCGUCUACCGUAGCCGUCGUGUUCAGCCGGCGUCUGGUAGCAGUCGCUCGUCCGCUCGUCUGGUAG
Molecule: messenger RNA, 702 nt
Organism: Striga asiatica
Lineage: Eukaryota; Viridiplantae; Streptophyta; Magnoliopsida; Lamiales; Orobanchaceae
Source: the annotation of a GenBank genome assembly